Molecule: messenger RNA, 874 nt
Organism: Ostrinia furnacalis (Asian corn borer)
Lineage: Eukaryota; Metazoa; Arthropoda; Insecta; Lepidoptera; Crambidae
Gene: eco
Product: Establishment of cohesion
Exons: 5
Coding region: 1-642 (213 amino acids)
Biological process (GO): mitotic sister chromatid cohesion
Cellular component (GO): chromatin; nucleus
Molecular function (GO): protein-lysine-acetyltransferase activity
Source: RefSeq, a predicted model, not a curated record
AUGUCUGCUAUCCUAACAGCAUACCAUGGAUAUGUUGCUCCCCUUUUAAAGUAUGGUGUUAUGUUCUGGGGCAACUCAAUUGGAGAUCCACAAGAUGAGCACGACCAUUUGGUUCAUCAUAACUCGACUGACGUCCUUAAGUUUAACGGUUGGAAAGAAGAAUACGUAGUAGAACGCACUCCUACUGGGCGGUGCAUCCGGGUGCGUGGCGGAGACUCGGGCUGGCGCAAAGUGGAGACACUUCUGGCACGCGUGGUGCAUCCACAAUUAGGCUACGGGGCCGACUUGCCCCGGGAGAAACUGCACGCCUAUACUGCAUAUCUGUACAUAGAAAAGAAGCAGAUUGUUGGCUGCUUAGUUGUCGAGCCCAAGAUGAAAGCCUACAAGUUCAUCCCGGGAGAUCCCGACUGUUGCAGCGUAGAGGAAUACCCCGUCAAAUGCGGCGUGUCCCGUAUCUGGACGCACAUGCAGUACCGGCGCCGCGGGCUUGCUCGGGCGCUGCUAGACUGCGCACGCGCGUCCUUCCUCCACGGCGCGGCGCUGCAGCCGCAACAGCUGGCUUUCAGCGCGCCCACGGCCGCCGGCAAGGGACUUGCUGCUAAGUACUGCGGGACUGACAACUUUUAUGUCUACCUCGACUGAGAUACCUGGACUAUCAUGGGACUAAAUUACUAUUUUGGAAUAAACUUGGCUUGAUUAUUAAGAUUUUACUGGAGCAGCCAUAACAGCUGGCUUUCAGCGCGCCCACGGCCGCCGGUAAGGGACUCGCUGCUAAGUACUGCGGGACUGACAACUUUUAUGUCUACCUCGACUGAGAGCUCACACCUGGUCUAUACAUUGGCGUUUAAUAUUCGGAUUUCAUCAAAAACCAGCU